Caenorhabditis bovis is the source of this 462-nucleotide messenger RNA. The record is from the annotation of a GenBank genome assembly. NCBI's taxonomy places the organism in Eukaryota, Metazoa, Nematoda, Chromadorea, Rhabditida, Rhabditidae.
AUGCAAUCCGUCUCGACCUUCUUGGUUGUCAUUGGGCUCAUCGCCGCCGGAGCUUCGGCUCAACUCGCCGCGUGGCCAGCGCAAAGCUACUCGCCGUUCUACCAAUCCCUAUUCGGCGCCGCUUCGACACCGGUGCUCUCGGCGCCGGUGGCUCGUACCGCUCCGUCAGCUGUGCCGUUGGCCGCGCCGGCGGUUCUUGCUGCUCCAGCUCCAGUUCCGGUCGCCGCUGCUCCAGCUCUUGUAGCUCCAGCUCCAGUCCCGGUCGCCGCCGCUCCAGCUUUUGUAGCUCCAGCUCCAGUCCCGGUCGCCGCUGCUCCAGCUCUUGUCGCUCCACGUCCGCUCCUCGCUGCUCCAGCUCUUGCUCCAGCUCCAGUGGUCGCCGCCGCGCCAGCUUUGGUGCCAGCUUACGCGCCAUUCGCCAGAGCCGCCAUGUUCAUCGGAUCCAACAAGGCCAAAACGUAA